Molecule: messenger RNA, 1079 nt
Organism: Podarcis muralis (Common wall lizard)
Lineage: Eukaryota; Metazoa; Chordata; Lepidosauria; Squamata; Lacertidae
Source: RefSeq, a predicted model, not a curated record
GUAGAGUGGAGGCUCAGAGGCUGCUGUUGUUCUUGGCGGGAGUCCAUUUUGGAGAGUGGCUGUGCACUUGAUCCAAGCAAGGUCAGCGAGCCUGAGAGUCUCACUGGGUGUGCACGUGGACAGCCGCAGGAAAUAACCUGGAGCGCAGCAAAAAGCCUGUCCAGCUGCAGUGGACAAUUGCAUGGAAGGAUCACUCCACCAGGUCUCUCGCCAUGGUGAACGAGUCUUUCGGCGCCGGCAACGGGGUGGCCGUCCUCGGCAACGGGGCGGCUGUCGUGAGGUCUGACGGCAGCAGUGGCAGCGACAGCUCCAAGGACAGCUCGCGAUGCUCCACCCCUGUCCUCGACAGCGAGCGGCACGACCGCCUGUGGGAGAAGAUGCGGAGGCGGCAGGAGUCCGGGGACAAGUGGUUCUCCCUGGAGUUCUUUCCUCCGAGGACGUCCAACGGGGCCGUCAACCUGAUUUCCAGGCUUGACCACAUGGGUGCGGGCGGUCCACUCUUCAUUGACGUGACCUGGCACCCGGCUGGCGACCCAGGCUCCGACAAGGAAACCUCCUCCAUGAUGAUGGCAAGCACAGCGCUCAACUACUGUGGCCUGGACACCGUCCUUCACAUGACCUGCUGCAACCAAACCAAGGAGAUGAUCACGGCGCACUUGCAGAAGGCCAAGCGGCUAGGUCUCAAGAACAUCAUGGCGCUGCGUGGAGACCCCAUUGGGGAAGAGUGGCAAGAGGAGGUCGAGGGUUUCAACUACGCCGUUGACUUGGUGAAGCACAUCCGCUCUGAGUUCGAGGAUUACUUUGACAUCUGUGUGGCAGGUUACCCCAAGGGACACCCGGAAGCAGAGAGUUACGAGGAAGACUUGAGGCACCUGAAGGAGAAAGUGUCCGCAGGAGCCGACUUCGUCAUAACGCAGCUGUUCUUUAGGUCGGAGACCUUCCUCAAGUUCUUGAAGGACUGCCAGGCUAUUGGCAUCACCUGCCCUGUCGUGCCCGGGAUAUUCCCCAUACAGGUGAGUUGUGUUUGGGUGCUUCUUAUGGGAUUCUCCCACCAGGGCAUCUAGUUGGCCCCUCUGACA